This is a messenger RNA of Penicillium taxi, 1881 nucleotides long. RefSeq names its product fungal specific transcription factor domain-containing protein. Bases 1 to 1881 code for a protein of 626 amino acids. Lineage: Eukaryota; Fungi; Ascomycota; Eurotiomycetes; Eurotiales; Aspergillaceae. The transcript has 4 exons. The record is from RefSeq and is a predicted model, not a curated record.
AUGGACGUGGGUGGUCUCGGCCUGCUGACCCCCACCUUGGACGACAACAUCCAGCACUAUAUAUUUAGUUCGCCUCCCCCGAUACCUCCCAUACAUCGAGCAUCCGUUUCUCUCCCGACUCCUGUCCCAGCCUCUAUCGAUAUUCGGAUUCACGAAGUUCUCUCGCGCCUGAAGCAUAUCAAGACUAUCGGCCGGCUGGUCCGUCGAUGGCUGCAAGUCUGCCUGAACUGUCCUGUGCCCAGGCCCCUCCUUCUGGACCUGUUAGCUGCCGUUGAAUCAGCAGCCCGGCAGUGCAGUCCAAGUGAUGGCAAUGUCCCAGUUGCCGUCGCAGACUUUAGCCAGCUGGCAGAAGGAAUCCAGAACGCGAGCUCACAGCCGCUGGUUAUACCUCGCGGAUUGCAGCCUACCGAGUUCAGUCAGGUGCUUACCGGGCGAAAUUUGAGAGUUGAGUUGAUUGGUCUUGUUCUGAGUGUCGCUGGAAACGCGGCUCUCGGCCUGCUCGAGUCGGAUGUCGUCUUUUCCUCUACGAGCAUGUAUCAAGACGUCCUCGACCGCAAGGCCUUUGCUGGCGAGAUGUUGAGUGCCAGUGACGCGGCGAUUGCGUUUGCCAAGGAGCAAUGUCAUGAUCUGUAUGAUGUGCUCCUUUGGCUGCGGUAUGAGAACUUUGUCCUAACGAGGAGUUGUUGCGGGUACGAAAGCUACCGUACCUGGGCACGCUCCGGCAGAUUAAUUAACGACUUGUUUGCCAUGGACAUUCACCGAGACCCGGAAAGACCUCAAUCCUCGGACACGCCGUGGUUCUUGCGCGAGAUCCAGACUAGGCUGUUCGCAUGCAUAUAUGAAGCCGAUAAGUCAUUGUCCAGAGUCCUCAAAAAACUGCCCCGGCUACCCCGACAGUACUGCAACCGCAGACUGCCACUCAAGAUCAGCGACGAGAACGUCUUAACAGCCGGUUUCACGUUGGACGAUGCAAUCAUCGAUAUGCCACACCUGGGCAACUGCAUUCGCCAGGAAUCGUUCCCCUCCGAUUGGCUUCGCAUACGCUAUUUGUUUGCGACGCUUAAAGAGGUGGUCCUCAGUGUGAAGCUGGGAGCAGCGGAACAAAAUAGCGAAUCGUUCAUCCGCCGCACAUUAUCACGCAUCCAGGCAGCAUGGAAAGCACUUCCUACAUAUCUCUGCUACAACCCUGUCUGCACCCCAAAUCAAACAUCAUCCACGCCCUACCAGUACCUUGCCCGCCUGCUGCUCUAUCUUGAAUAUCUUGACCUCCAAUUCAGUACACAGCAGGCACUUUGCCACACCUCUGGAGAAGACGACACAAAACUACUAAAAUUAGGCCUUACCUUGGUAGCCACAACAGCCAAUGCAGCCCGCGUCUUCUGCAGGCGGUUUGGUGCAUCGACGGACACAGCAUUGAUGCUCUGCUUCUACGGUCUUCCCAGUGCUCUCGUCCUUGCCGAUGCUUUAGCCAACACUACAGCAGACGGACAGAACAUGCCUACCGCCAACAGAUCCGAUAAUCUGCCACUUUCGUGGCCCGAACUCCACCAUCAGCUCAGCGUGCUAUCCGCCGAGCUAGAAGCCCUUGUAGAUUUCACAGACAGCAACUAUGCGCUGUACAGUAAGCAGAAGGAAGCACUCUUAAGACAGCUUGAUCGCGCCCUGCACGCAAGGCUCGAGGUGUCGCCUUCCAAGUCGCCGCAAUCCGGGGGGACUCUGACCGCGCCAUUGAACGAUAUCGACAAACUGAUCGCUGAGAUGGCAGAAGAUGAGACUUUUGCCGAUGGUCCAAUCGGUGACCUGGAUUCAUGGAGUGCGGGCCCUUCAAGCUGGACACUAGACGAUAUUUUUGAUAAUUGUCUGUGGAAUUUAUCGGAGUAG